UCUUCACACACACACACACACUCCAAAUCCAAACUCACACACACACACUAACUCCCCCCAAAAUUACCAUCCUACCCUUACCCCAAUGGUGGAAUCCCAAUCCUACACCACUCGCCGGAGCAGCAACCCCAGAUUCGAAACCAUCAUCCCCAUCCCCACCACACCCACCAACGAAGUCCGUUUUGGCACUUCUUCCAACAUCUUCACCACCACCACCAUCCUCCCCCCACCCCUCCUCACCACCCUCAUCAUCCUCUCAUGGUACCUCUCCAACAUCGUCGUCCUCCUCUUAAACAAAUACCUCCUCACCUUCUCCUCCUUCAAGUUCCCCAUCUUCCUCACCAUGCUCCACAUGCUCUCCUGCACCUUCUACUCCUUCAUCUCCAUCCACUUCUUCCAUCUUGUCCCAUUCCAACACAUCUCUUCCAAAAACCAACUUUCCAAAAUCUUCUUACUCUCCGCUAUCUUCUCUUUCUCUGUCGUUUGCGGCAACACUUCACUUAAAUACCUCCCCGUCUCAUUCAACCAAGCCAUCGGCGCUACGACGCCGUUUUUCACUGCGAUAUUCGCCUUCUUGAUUACCUGGCAAGGUGAAUCUAUUCAAGUUUAUCUUGCUUUGUUACCGGUUGUGGUUGGGAUUGUUAUUGCUUGCAACAGCGAGCCCUUGUUUCAUUUGUUUGGAUUUAUGUUGUGUGUCGGUUCGACCGCUGGUCGGGCGUUGAAGUCGGUUGUGCAAGGGUUACUCCUGACCUCGGAUUCGGAGAAGCUGAAUUCGAUGAAUUUGUUGUUGUAUAUGGCGCCGAUGGCGGCGGUUAUAUUGCUGCCGAUUAGUUUGUGUAUAGAAGGGAAUGUGAUGGCGAAAACGGUCGAGAAGGCGAGGAAUGAUUCGGUUUUGGUGUGGUUAUUGGUUGGGAAUGCGACGGUUGCGUAUUUGGUGAAUUUGAGUAACUUUUUGGUUACGAAGCAUACGAGUGCGUUGACGUUGCAGGUGCUUGGGAAUGCGAAGGCUGCGGUGGCUGCGGUUGUGUCGGUUUUGGUUUUUAAGAAUCCAGUGACGGUUUUGGGGGUUUCGGGGUUUGGGGUUACGAUAAUGGGAGUGGUCCUCUAUAGUGAGGCUAAGAGGAGAUUGAAAGUUACAGCUCAUUGACAGGUUAUAACUUAAAAGUAUCGAUCACGCGGUUGUUCAUGUGAUUUAUGACUUUAACAGUUCAAUGUGUUAAAGUAAAGAACAUAAUUCGAUUCGAUUACAUAACAGGAUAAGAAAGAGGAAUUAGCAACAUUGUUUUAGUUUAGUUUGUUGACUGUCUGUUUACACUUCUGAUUCAUGUACUGAAUUAUUAUCAUAUUAAUUGAUAUUGUUUUGUGUAUAA
Molecule: messenger RNA, 1370 nt
Organism: Helianthus annuus (common sunflower)
Lineage: Eukaryota; Viridiplantae; Streptophyta; Magnoliopsida; Asterales; Asteraceae
Product: probable sugar phosphate/phosphate translocator At1g12500
Exons: 2
Coding region: 86-1147 (353 amino acids)
Cellular component (GO): Golgi apparatus
Molecular function (GO): antiporter activity
Source: RefSeq, a predicted model, not a curated record